AUGGUAAGUGGAACAAUUCCUCUCGCCCUCCGUAGAGGCGACACAAUAGCCUUCAUAUCACCUCCAGCACGCCUCAACCACGUCUUCCCGGCUCCCCUUGAACGCGCAAAGUCGCAUCUAGAACGCCUAGGCUACCGCGUCAAGGUCAUAUCCAACGACUCCGAACCUGUCACCUUCAGAGACUCAAACCUACAGCGAUGCGAAGAGAUCCACACUGCCUUCGCAGAUCAAUCAAUCAAAGCCAUCAUCUGCACCGUCGGUGGCAGUCACGCGAACGAGCUGUUACCACACUUAGACUACGGGCUCAUCAAAGCGAACCCGAAGAUCUUUUGCGGAUACUCUGAUAAUUAG
Molecule: messenger RNA, 351 nt
Organism: Letharia columbiana
Lineage: Eukaryota; Fungi; Ascomycota; Lecanoromycetes; Lecanorales; Parmeliaceae
Exons: 1
Coding region: 1-351 (116 amino acids)
Source: RefSeq, a predicted model, not a curated record